AUGUCUCUAUUACUAUAAAUUGCUUUUCCUUAUCCUUUUCCUUUUAGGAUUGCCAUCUAUUUUCAUAAUCUUUUGCAAUGCAGAAAUAUAUUCAAAUAAUUUUAAGGAUAUUAGUAGACUAACUACUUUGCUAAUUGUGAUGAAUGUAUAAUUACUGUCAAAGAAGAGCAAACCUAAUAUUUCAUUUAAACUAAAUCUGAUCAAAUUUUGACUAGCUUUACUGAGUUAAGCAAAGCUUUAAAUAAAACAAAAAGGUAAAAAUAUUCAUAAUUUUGGAAGAAAUAAUCAGGUAAAAUAACUUUCUUUAUUGAUGAUUAAAAUAGAAGUACAAAUAUGGAUAAUCUAGAAAUAAUUCAAUUUAAAUGA
Messenger RNA from Paramecium tetraurelia, 366 nucleotides. RefSeq lists its product as uncharacterized. Lineage: Eukaryota; Ciliophora; Oligohymenophorea; Peniculida; Parameciidae. The record is from RefSeq and is a predicted model, not a curated record. The transcript is spliced from 2 exons.